Molecule: messenger RNA, 1858 nt
Organism: Hydractinia symbiolongicarpus
Lineage: Eukaryota; Metazoa; Cnidaria; Hydrozoa; Anthoathecata; Hydractiniidae
Exons: 4
Coding region: 534-1424 (296 amino acids)
Source: RefSeq, a predicted model, not a curated record
AUAUAACAUUACACAAUGUAAUAAUUAUACUGCACUUUAAUAUUUAAAGUAAAGAUAAUGUCAACAUAACGAUUGUAAAUACUUCUACGCAUGUGCCGACCUUUGUUUUAUUUUAGCAAUUUCACUCCUUCAAGGAUGCCCCUUUUUAGAAUUUAAUACAAUUCGUAAUGCAAAGUUAUGAAAAUACUACAUUCCGACAUCUCUUAGACUAAUUUUUAAAAAAAUACACCUUUUUUUCAUUGUCAGUUACAUUGCAUACAAAUUAUCGUGCUGGGUUAUAACAGGAUCACCCACGGAGGAGACACAAGUAUAAUUUGCAUAAUUUAUGACCUCAUUAGGAAUAAUGUGUUUAAUUAUUUUGGCAAGUUUUGUACGUCAUCUGUUUACAUGCUUUAAAUCACAUCAUUAUAACUCUCAGCCGUACAUAAAAACAUGCAUAGUGGCCAGAAGAGAUAAACAGAGAUCUUAAACUGAGGUGGAAACUUGUAAAAUUUUAAGCAAAACUUAAAAAAGCACAAAAGUACUUUCAUAUUAUGGGCUGUCUACAUAGCUCUUACAAACGAAAACAAUGGUUUCAUCGUUAUCCUGGCAUGGUGAUGAAUCGUUUUGCCAUACAAAUGGGCAUCAUAGAUGAACCUCCUCCAGCAUCGAUUAAAACUUAUUGUCUGCGGUUGUUACACUUGAAGUUUUUUGGACAAACAAGUGAUGGUGAUACAGAUGAGUGCACAGACGCUAGCGUAUUAAAUUUGGGAACCCUGUUGAAAAUGCUCGAUAAAUACAUCCGAAGUUUUGAAGAUCCUCAAAACUUCGAUGGCACUGGUGAAGAUUAUAUCGACCUGUUGAAGUUGAUAGCAAACAGAAGAAGAAGAUUCCCUGGUGAAUCACCUAAAAAAUGUUUCAAUCGAUUAUUAAAACAUAGCAAACAAUUCGUCACAGUUUACAGGUCACGAGCUGCUGACCACAAUAUGAAAGAAUCCGAAAGUUUAUCGGAUGACUCGUACUGGGGUACUCGUCAACAGUUGUUGGGAGGAAAGAUCAUCGCUGAUUGGGUGGAUGCAAGUUAUGGCGGUGGUCCGCUUGAUCCAAUAUUUGGGGUUAUGCUAAACCCUACUGUGGGGAAAGUUGGACCAGGGAAUGGCUCCAUCAUACAUCGAUGGUUAUUUGAUAAUGACGGUUGUAUGGCUUACCAUGCCGCAGUGCAUGACGGAUUCGGUUACCUAAAAAACUUUCAUGACAAGGGACCUGGGUACGAUUAUUUAGAACGAAACUAUUUAUUAAGCAAUUUAAAUCCGUUGGCAGGACAACGUACUGGAAUAUGUUUCUGGAAGACUCUUCUUAAAGAAGAAAAGGAAAGGGAAGAAAAAGAAGAAAGAGAAGGAGAAAAAGCACCGUUAAUAGACCAAUACAAGGAGAGAAUAUUGUAAAUUCUGUCAGAUAAUGAGGUAAAAUUAAAGAAGAAUGAUGGAUAUGAAAUGUCAUGUGCAGAAAAAAAGCAAUCAGCAUGUCACGCUUGAUUUGAGAUGAUUCAAGUAAAAAAAGUGAUCAGUUGCUACGACAACCUAAUACGCUUUAAAAGAUGUUACUCAUGCCCCAGUAAUGUGUACCAGAAAAACAAGUGCAUGACGUAGAUAAGACUGAGAGAUUUUCUUAAAAAAAAUGCCUUCAUGUGCUUGUGAAAGGCAAAAAUCUGUUGUAGAAUACAUUUAGAUAAACUUCAAAAUUAUCUUUUUUGUAAUAAUUACCUAAGAGAAUGUACUUCAAAGAUAAUUUAUUUAUUUUACAGACUAAUAGCUACAUAAUAUUUUAACUAUAAAAUCUGUUUGAUAAAAUAAUUUCUAGAAUAAAUAUUUUAUUAUCC